GUAUGUUUAGGGCAUUAUCUCGUCGCGUUCCCAAUCAAAGAUAUUCUUCACCAAAUGCACGAAUGGAAAAUGUCUUCUUGAAACCCUAAUUUUGUCUCUUCAUAGUUCCAGAUUUUUCGGGUUUAUUAUUGUAACUUAUUCAGAUUUCUUGGGUUUAUAGAGCCUUUCUUCAAGCUCACAAUUUCUAGGUUUUCUAUGUGAUUUCAGAUUUGUAGGUAAGUCUUUCAAUGGCUCAAAGAAUCAUUCAAUAUUUGCCAUUAUCACGAAUGAAUCCAUGAAUUUUCUGUAUUUUUUCAACGGUUUUUCUGUAUCUUUAUACCCAUCUUGGCAUUCUAUGGUUAUCAAGUUUGCAGUCGAUGCAAAUCUAGGGUUUUGAUGGGUUUUGAGCUCCAAUGGAAUUCUUCUUUAUUGAAUUAUCUGGAUCUGGAGGGUGCCCAUCCUAAUACUAUGGCUGAAGAAUUAGCGUUGCAAGUUGGUGUUAAUGCUGAGGUUUCGAGAAAUGAGGGAAACGAGGAUUACCAGAAAUUGACUCCUUCUGGCCGAUAUUGGGUUCGUAACACUAGUCCUUCUCGCCAAAAGACGGUCAGAACCAAGCCAAGGGGUCUUGAUGAAGAAACCUCAGCUAAUUUUAGCAGAAUUGUUCAGGUUGACAUUCGAAUGGAUGAUAACAUUUGGGGAUCAUUGCCUGAUGAUAUUUUGAUUGAAAUCCUUGCUAGGCUCCCGCCUUUCACUCUCUUCAAGCUUCGAUCUGUGUGCAAAGCAUGGAAUUUGAUCCCUAGAAACCCUAGUUUCCUUAAAUUCCACGCUCGUGCACCAUCCCAUGGUCCAUGCCUUCUUACUUUUUGGAAGAAUUUGCAGAUGCCCCAAUGUUCAGUUUUCAGUAUGCCAUUAAAGGCCUGGUAUCGCCUGCCCUUUAGCUUUUUGCCUGAUUGGAUCUUUUGGCUUGUAGGUUCAUCGGGUGGUUUGGUUUGCUUCUCAGGUUUAGAUGGGUUAGACUUCAAGACCAUUGUCUGUAAUCCUCUUACACAAACUUGGAGAAUUCUCCCUAAUAUGCGUUAUAAUCAACAGAGACAAUUGAUCAUGGUGGUUGAUCGUGUAGAUGGUUCCUUUAAGGUUAUUGCUGCUAGUGAUAUAUACAAUGACAAGGCAUUACCAACUGAAGUUUUUGAUUCAAAGCUAAACAGUUGGUCACUGAAUCAAAUUAUGCCGGCUGUGAAUCUUUGCUCAUCGAAAAUGGCAUUUUGUGAUUCAAGGAUUUACUUAGAGACUCUCUCUCCUUUGGGGCUAAUGAUGUAUAGAAUUGAUACUGGGUGUUGGGAGCACAUACCAGCAAAAUUUCCAAGGUCUCUACUUGAUGGGUAUUUAGUUGCAGGGGCAAGAUCACGAUUGUUCUUGGUAGGAAGGAUAGGACUUUAUAGCACUCAUCAGAGUAUGAGGAUUUGGGAAUUGGACCAUGUUAGGACAAUGUGGGUCGAGAUAAGUAGAAUGCCUCAGAGAUACUUCAGGUCUUUGUUGAGGUUAUCAGCAGAAAGAUUCGAGUGCUUUGGGCAAGAUAAUUUAAUAUGCUUCACUUCAUGGAACCAGGGCAAGGGGCUCCUUUAUGAUGUGGAUAAGAAGGGGUGGUCGUGGAUUGCUGGUUGUGCUCUUCAGUCAUGGAACAGCCAAGUCUGCUUUUAUGAACCCAGGCUUGAUGCUUCCGUGUUCUAGGAAUUGUUGUUGUAAAGACAGAGAAAGGGCUAUCACGGGGUGUAAUAUAUUUAUCUGAUAUCUUGAGCUUGGGCCGUGACAUGAGCUCUUAUGAACAAAGUUCCAACACAUCUAUAUACUAGGAAUUGAUGUUUGAACAAUGUAAAGGGACUUUGGUGUUGGCUGUGGGGUGUAACAUUAUUUGUUUAAUUUAUCAAAGGGAGAAUACCAUUCUCUUGUUUCAAGGAUGUCUGGUGUAGCUUGGGGUUCUAAUGAGCUGCAUAACUUUAAUAGUCAAAGGAAAAUAAGCUGCACUAUUUGGGGAUAUGAAAUUCACUUUUGUUGAGGGGGAGGAAUACAUCUAGUUAUGUGACUGCCAUGGAGACAUGUAGAAGACCAGGAAUUCACUGGGCUUUAUGUUUCUUGAUUGUGGGUCUGGGAUAUAAGGAUUCACUUUCUUGGGCAAGAGUUUCAGCUUAGUCUCGUGGUCCAAGAAUUGCAUCUUUUUGUAAGUUUUCAUUUGUUUUAAUAACUUGUAAUGCUCGUUAAGCAAUCCAUUGUUCAAUAAAUUUGAGUUGCAUUUAGUUUGUACUCUUUUUCUUGGUUGAUAAGCUUGGGCUUGCAAUGUGAAGUCUAAUGGUUGGGUACUAAGGCGUCCAUCCAAUGUUCGACAUUCCUCUUGAUGUUCUUAAUGGUACUUUCUGUCAUGUACUAUUCAU
Messenger RNA from Amborella trichopoda, 2405 nucleotides. Its product is annotated as Galactose oxidase/kelch repeat superfamily protein. The record is from RefSeq and is a predicted model, not a curated record. Gene Ontology annotation, molecular function: protein binding. NCBI's taxonomy places the organism in Eukaryota, Viridiplantae, Streptophyta, Magnoliopsida, Amborellales, Amborellaceae.